Vidua macroura (Pin-tailed whydah) is the source of this 2708-nucleotide messenger RNA. RefSeq names its product SUMO interacting motifs containing 1 (gene SIMC1). Lineage: Eukaryota; Metazoa; Chordata; Aves; Passeriformes; Viduidae. The coding region runs from base 1 to 2154 and encodes 717 amino acids. The record is from RefSeq and is a predicted model, not a curated record. The transcript is spliced from 10 exons.
AUGGCGGGGCCGCCGCCACCGGCACCGCGCCCCCCGCGCGCGCCCCGCCCCGGCACCGCGCCUGACGCCACUUCCGCCGCCCGCCCGCGCCCGGCGCGGCCCCAGCGGCGGAGCGGAGCCGCCGCCGAGAUGGAUAACAACGUGGUCCUCCUCAGCGAUUCGGAUUCGGAGGGCACGCCGCCGCUCCAGCCCUGCCGCUCCCGCCUCUCGCUGCCCGCCCCCGCCGAGAUCAUUGACCUGACCUGUGAGGAUGCAAACACAGACCCGAUGCCAUCAAGCAGCCUGGCCAUCAUCGAUCUGACUGAGGACAUGUGUAGCCUUCUCCACUCCACCCUUGGUGCUGCUCAGAACUCCAGAAACGCUGCCCCAGCAGCACACACGUCCCAUCCCCAACUCUGCCCUGCUGCAGAAAAAGAAAUGCAGGCAGUGCCAGAGCCAAGCCCUGCACCAGCAUCGCACAACACUUCUGUGAAGCUCAGUUCCACCGUGGUCACAGCAGAGACCAUGGAGAACUGCAGCUGCCUUUCUCCUGUCUCUAGGCGCCACAGCUGGAGCUCGGAGCAGGAUUACAGCACUACCACCUUUAACAGCAGCUUGGACUCGCAGUCAGACUCAGACUGCCCAUCCCCAUCUCCCCCCAGCCUGGACAGCAACAGCAGCAUGGGAGCUGAUGGCCCAGAGGAAGAUCCUCCCCAGCCCUGCCAGGAAAGGAACCUCCCCCCAAGGCUGAGCCCUGCCCCAACCAUUCCUAUAACACCAGGAAAGGCCCAAAGGUCUUUGCCAGAAGCAAGUGACUUCCCACCACACCAGCCAAUCCAGCAAGCCACCCCAGCCAGGACUGACGCUGACAGCAAGGCCUUGCUGGACAAACUGCACAAUUUCAGCAGGAGUGGAGUCCAGCACCUCUUCCUCCAAGGCAUAGCACCCAACAGGGAAACAGAGAAGCAGAAACCUGGGCUUAUCCCCAGUGGGAAGCUGAGCCUGGUGCACACCACCAUGGAGGAGAACAGCCUGGAAGGCACCUUAUAUUUCCUGAAUGAGUUUGUCUCCUGCCAGCACUGUCCCCCCAAAGAAAUCAUCUGCCACCUGAUCAAACAGAUGCUGUUGGACACCCAUGAAGGGGAAAUCCUGAAUGACAUCUACACGCUGCUGAUGAAGAUCCAAAUGCUCCAUCCAGCCAACAUCACCACGGUGGGAUGGGAGUGGACACUGGUGAAAUUCAUCAUGGAGCACCAGGAGAAGCCCCCUGGCUGGCUCCUCUUCCUGCAGUACGUGGUACAGACCCUGGAGGAUGACUUCCAGCACCAUCUGAAGUCACACCAGCUGCAGAAGUCAAUUGCCAAGAAAAUGCUCUCAUGUGAUUUGUGCUUCAGCAAUGUCAAGGAAGUGGUCGAGUGGUUGGUGGCAGCAGUUACAGGAGUUGGGUUCUCCCAGCCCCGGGAACAGCUGCAAGAAGCCAGGGCUGAACACAGCUCAUCUUCACCAAGGCUGGCCAGCACUCAGACAGCUCAGACAGACCAGGCCCAGACAGCUUUCUUUGCCCAAAAGACGAUGCUCCUGCUCCAGCGGAUGUUGUCCAUGGCAGUGGAAGUGGACAAAUCUCCCACCUGCAGCUCCCGUAAGAUUGCAGACGACAUAUUCCCGUUCAUACUGAAUAUCCCCCUGAGGAGCCAAAGGGAAGCUUUAUUAAACACCAUGGAGAGCCAGCUCCUGCGCUGCAGACUCCUAGAGCUGUUAUUCCAGCAUAGUUGUGACGUGCCCACAACAUCAUCCAUGUCUCUGGAAAAGGUCCUGUAUUUCCUGAGCCACUCCUCUGUGCUGCCACAAUUUCAGGAUGAAACAGCAACAUGGCAAAGGUGGGAUGAGAUGCUGCAGUACUUGAGUUUGCUGCUGCUGAGUUACCAUGGUGUAAAACUGGUAUUUCCUCUUGCAGAGCACCUGCGGACCUCUGCCAGUGACCGGAUGAAACUGAUUGCUCAGAAAGCCAAGCCCAGGCUCCAGGACAGCGAUGACAUCAGCCAGCUGGACGUUCAGCUGAAGAUGAAUGACUUCAUCAGCAGAAUGCAGAAGAUGCUGGGGGAGCCUUUUCCCCCACAAAUCCAGGAGAAAUUGUUCAUGCUGCAGGAGUUGUUCUUAAUUGUCACCGCUGCCUGAUGGAGACAACCACUGUAGCAAGGAGGAUAAAACUUUGUGUUCUUAAUAUAAAACCCCCUAUCUGAUACUGCAAUCUCAGCAUCAUGGGGGUUGGUUUAUACAGUUCUGUUGAAAGACGUUUGGUUUACAUUGUCUCAGAAUUGCCAGUCAAGUUUGCCUUGUUGUGCAGUUUUACAAAGCACUUUGUACUUUAAAAAAUGAGUUUUUUUCAUGUUUGCUAAGACACUUUUGUCUUGAUGCCAGCACUGCCCAAAGGAAGUCUUUUCCCCCACAAAUCCAGGAGAAAUUGCUCGUGCUGCAAGAGUUGUUCUUCACUGUUACUGCUGCCUGAUGGAGACAUCCACUGCAGGAAGGGGGACAAAACUUCAUGUUCUCAGUAUAAACCCCCCCCAUCUCAUACUGCAAUCUCAGCAUCAUGGGGGUUGGUUUGUACAGUUCUUUCGAAAGUUGUUUGGUUUACAUUGUUUCAGAAUUUCCGUUCAAGUUUACCUCAUGCAAUUUUACAAAGCACUUUGUAGACUUUAAAAAAUAAAUUCUUUUCAUGUUUGCUAAGA